Molecule: messenger RNA, 1124 nt
Organism: Gossypium raimondii (Peruvian cotton)
Lineage: Eukaryota; Viridiplantae; Streptophyta; Magnoliopsida; Malvales; Malvaceae
Product: ras-related protein RABC1
Exons: 7
Coding region: 290-904 (204 amino acids)
Molecular function (GO): GTP binding; GTPase activity
Source: RefSeq, a predicted model, not a curated record
CUUAAUAAUACCUUAUUAGUUAUAUUAUAAUUUCCAGGUAUCGGCAACAGCCACGCUCUCCAUUUAUUCCCAUUUUGAUUUUGCACAAAAUUUUUUUUAAUUUCAGGAUGCUUUUACAAGUUUUUCUUUAAGAAAAGAAAAGGAUCAGAUUUCUUGGAUGAGGCAGUGAUUUAUUAUUAUUAUUAUUUUUAAGUGAGAGGGGAUUUGGGAGAUUUAAUCGUAAAAUAAUUGGUGAAAAUUGAAAGAAUUAAAUUGAAGCGAGUGUAGUAAGUAAAAAAAUAAUUAGAAAAUGGAGACACAGAUCGAUUACUUUUUCAAGCUACUGAUGAUAGGAGAUUCAGGCGUCGGAAAGAGUAGUCUUCUUUUAAGUUUUACCGCCGGUACCUUUGAUGAACUAUCUCCCACUAUUGGAGUCGACUUUAAGGUGAAACAUGUUACUGUUGGAGGCAAGAAGCUAAAGCUUGCAAUUUGGGAUACAGCUGGGCAGGAACGAUUCAGAACAUUGACAAGUUCUUACUACAGAGGCGCACAAGGGGUCGUUAUGGUUUAUGAUGUAACACGAAGGGAAACAUUUACAAAUCUUUCUGAAGUAUGGGCUAAGGAAUUCGAACUCUACUCCACAAAUCAAGACUGCAUCAAGAUGCUUGUUGGAAACAAAGUUGACAAGGAAAGCCAGAGGGUUGUGACAAAGAAAGAGGGAAUAGAGUUUGCAAGAGAAAAUGGUUGCCUUUUCAUUGAAUGCAGUGCUAAAACACAUGUCAACGUACAACAGUGCUUUGAUGAGCUUGUUCUAAAGAUUGUUGAUACACCUAGCCUUUUGGCUGAGGGGGCCAAAGGUGUGAAAAAGAACAUGUUUAACCAGAAGACACCGGAAGCCAAUGCUGCUACAGGCGCUUGCUGCUGAUCUGGUUCUUUUGUUUAUACACUCCAUCUCCCAAAUCUCUAACCACAGCGCGUUUAUUCCCUCCCAGUUUUCUGGUAGAAUAAUUAUAUAAACUUCAUUUCAGUUUGAUAUUGAUAUUUCAUAUGAAACGUGAUUUCCGUGUAACAUAGCACCGCUUAAAAUCUUGAGCUCAUCAAUUCGAUUUAUUCAUAUUAAUCUUCAAAAGAAAAGAAUUUAUUAA